Radiomyces spectabilis is the source of this 1003-nucleotide messenger RNA. RefSeq lists its product as uncharacterized. The record is from RefSeq and is a predicted model, not a curated record. NCBI's taxonomy places the organism in Eukaryota, Fungi, Mucoromycota, Mucoromycetes, Mucorales, Radiomycetaceae. Bases 42 to 827 code for a protein of 261 amino acids. Gene Ontology annotation, biological process: peroxisome organization. The transcript is spliced from 3 exons.
CCCAGACACUCUCUUGGAAAGCCUUGUUUCUGAUACAUAUUAUGGUCUCCAGUUCUCCCUCUCCAAGAUCGCGCUGGUUGCCACGCUGGAUCUUACAGCUUUUCGGCUACUCUUCGUUGGCAGCUGCUGUCAUUAGUUUUGCCAUUUAUUAUUACAAAAAGUCCACUCGCCAACUCCAGGACAAUUCCCAUUCGAAAUCGAUUCCUUCUUUAAGUGGAUCCUCUACUCAGGUUUCUGGCGAUGACAAAUCUGCCCUUCCGGGUACAUCCUCUUCAACCGUAGCGGCAGGUGGUUGGAGCGCUAAACUGCUCGGUUCGGUCCCCAACUCACGUAAGAAGAAAGAAAAACUAACCAUUUCCUUGAAGAAUACCAUUCUGUGGAACCCGUCCUCUGAUGUCGAUGUACCCAACCAUGCGUUCCACGAACAUGCCACCACGUUGUUAUCACGUCUGUCGCAGCUAUACGACGUCUAUUUGCUUAUUAGCGUUGGCUCAAAGGAGGAGCAAGAUCAGAUCCAACAUUUGCUUGAUCAUGCGGGAUUAAUAGGUAGUGAUGGAUUGGACAAGCGAAAAAUCCUGUUUUGUUCCACUGAAGAAGGCAAAAUUCAUAUUGUGCGUCACGUGGAACCGUACAUGCAUGUGGAAGGUGGAGGAGAGCUCGACGAUGGCGGUAAUAGUGUAAAGAAAUUGCAACCUUUUGUUCCGAAACUGCUAUGGAUUGCAACUCGUGGCAAAUACAAAGAAGCUGACAAAUCAGCCUCCAAUAUCGAAGUAACGGAUCAUAUCCUAAAGUCGUCUCUGGCCCGCAGAGCUGGAUACGAAGCAUAAUUCGCGAUUCCCCCAUAAUUACCAUAGACACAACCCAUGCUAAAUUAUAAAGUGCUAGCAAUACAUUGUAACAUCCUACGAGCCUCCCUUUUAUCAAUUUAUCAGAAACAGCAGAGACUAUGUUUGCAAAAUCUGUUUUCAGCGAACUAUGAAUAAGUAAAAGGACAAAAGCAUAA